CGACCAUAGAUACAGGAGAACUCGGGAUCCCGUCCGCUCUCUCAUAGAUAAGCCUGUAAUCGGCAGAUUAGUAGUUGGGUCGGUGACGACCAGCGAACACCGGCUGUUGUGGCCACCGUGCAAAAUACAGUGCAUAACACAAUUCACACUCUUAUCGAACUGUCGCCCGACCGAUUUCAGUUUGAGGAGACGAGGCGUGGCAACGUCUUGAAUUUUUUUGACAUCACAACCACCACACAACACACACCCAUCAUGGAUCGCGAUAGGGAGCGACCCCGACGCUUCGAUGACGGUGAAGUCGUCCGCUACGGCGCCGGCGAAUCGUGGCGACCAACUCCCCGUGAUCGAUCCCCGCGAGCCGCCAGAAGCCCAGGCCGCGAUAGAGACAGGCCACCGCGCAGUCCUCGCCCACGAAGCCGCAGUGCGCGUCCUAGAAGCCGAAGCCCGCGGCCCAGAAGUCCCCGUCGAAGCCCUCCACCGCGCCAGCGCUCUCGCAGCCCCCGACCUAGAAGCCCGCGCAUGCGAAGUCCACGCCCGAGAAGCCCUCGUCCAAGAAGUCCUAUCCGCAGCCCUGUUCCUUCCGAUACCUACAUCCCUGGCGGCGGCCGUUAUCUUCCCAGACGCAGAUCGCCUAGCCCUGGCGACCGCUUCCGCCGAGAUAGGUCCCCCGACUCGAGGGGUAGUCCCCCACGACGCAGGGACCGCUCUCGCUCUAUGAUUCGCGGCUCGCCGCGCAGACGUAGCUUGUCUCGUCGUGGCAGCCCGGGCCGUAGGUCGCCUUGGGGAGGACGCGAUUGGGACCGCGACAGACGACCCCGCGACUUUGAUAGACGCCGCCGCUCGAGAUCACCCCCGUACGGCAGGGACCGCGAUAGACGAGAUAGAUCGCCGGGUCGUUCGACGCCGCUAGGACCUCCUUCGUAUAGGCCAUCGUCGAGGUCACCUCGCCGCGAGGAUAGAUACCACCAGUCGUACAAUAAUCGACGCCCCUCACCACAUCGCGACUCGGGCAUUUCGUCAGCAAUCACGUCCCAGCCGCCGUCUGACAGAGCGUCGUCGCGCCCUGGUUCUCUCCGUGGCCGCUCGCCCAUUCACUCACGCGACCAUUCACCACGACAUGGUGGUGGCAGAGGCAUGCGAGACGGUAGUCCCAGCUCGCUGCGGUCGCCGCCUCGCGGUCCAGCAGCCUUGAGAUCACACGCGACAUGGAGCGCUGGCGGCCCUGCGACACUCUCUCCAACACCUCGUCACCAGCACCUGCCAGGACGCUCAGAUACCGAUAGCCCUACACACCCGCCCUCAGGGCCACGAGGCUACAUGUCGUCUGGACGAGGGGGAUACUCAUCCCGCGGCCGUGGCGGAUGGAACUCAUCUACAGCGCCACGCUCUGGCCCAGGGUCAUCUACAGGACCACCCACGCCCAACGGCUCGUCAGGAAUCCCUACGGGUCCUCGUGGCUCUGUUGGCGGUGGUCCCGGCACACCUACGCAAGGCCGCCCGUUCAACCCGCCGACUGGCCCAUCAUCACAAGCACCGCGACUCACGCUGGCGCAGAACUUGAUGUCGUCAAUGCCGCAGCUCGUACCCGGUGGCAAGCUGGACCCAAACAUGCUGCCGCUGGUGCUAGGUGUCACGCGCGAGCUGGAGCCACAUUACCGCAAGAUAAAGGACGAGGAGGAGCGGCUGCGGGACGAUAUGCGCAUCAAGCAAGAGCGCUUGCGCAAGAGCCUAGCGCUCUGGGGCAAGCUGGAGCGGGAUGCCGCGGCGUGGGAGCUGCGCAGCGACUUGAGCGAGAAGAGCAUGAAGAAUCUCGCGGGCGAGGGGUCUGGAGGAGCGGCGUUUUAGUAGAAAAAACAUUCAGGCCUCAUCUGUAUGAAAUCACUGGGUUAUUGUGUAUUAUGGAAAGCGUUGUAUUGGAGUAUAGGUUUGCUUGAGAAAUGUUCUAAUAGCAGGUAACAAAAGCAGAGAAUUACUUUCUUAGAAUGAAGAAAGAGGGUAUCUAUCGUAUACAGAUGUGUGUCUCGUAAAAAAUGAAAAAAUACAUGGUGAACAGCCGUUGGUAAGCAGGAAUAUCAGAAUUGAAUGACACGGUCGUCUUCGUCGUCCUCGUCGCCGUCCCAGUCUUCCUCCUCGUCGGUGUCUUCGUCACUACGGAAGUCUUCCAUGCCGUACUGGAGUUCGCGGACCUUUUGGUUGUCAAAGAGAAUGUUGACGACGCGGCACAUGCCCUGGAUAGCCUGUGGUGCUUCAGGAGGGGAUGGUUGAUGGUCGGAUUCGUCAGAUGUGGGCGAACUAUCGUAGCCCUCCUCAUCGUCGUCAGUGUCGUUGUCGUCCUCAUCCGUGUCGAGAUCCCGGUACGAUGGGCGGUUGGCACGGCGAGAGCUGGCUUGUCGCUUGUUCACGCGUGGUGCGUCUUCGACUGUGGGCACACGGCUACUGCGGCGGAUGGCAAGAGACGGCGGCUCUUUUCUCUUGCGGUCGUUGUCUUCAUUAAUUCUGGCUGCUGAUGAUGAUGCCAGUGCUGCCGGUUUGCGCAGAGAGUAAAAGGCGAGGGGUGGCUCUGAGCGGCGCAGAAAGACGUCUUCCAUCUUCUCUUUCCAUUCGAUGCGCAGCGUAGCUCUGCGUUGCCACGGAAUGUCGAGCAUCGUCUUGAUGGAAAGCACACGGAGAUGUGGGAGGUGCUGCGCGCGGUCGAGGAUCGAGUUGAGGAACAUUUCAGCCGCUUCGAGGUCCCAUUUGCGGAUGUUUUCGACAACAAUGGCACGAAGGGUACUUGGCCAGGUCGGCACUUGGUAGGGCAAUAGAGCGUAGUCAUACAUGGGAUCCGAAUCGUCAAUAGAGUCGUGCAGCUUGUAGUACGACAGGUUCAUGUUGAGCUCGUGCAGCUCAGGGCAGCUUUCUGCCAGGCUGGUCAAGAAGGCCAGGUCCAGGGACUGAUUGUGGUGCAGCUUCAGAAUCCGCAUGUGUGACCCGUGAGUCUUUAAGAAGGGGGCAAAGUCGGUCGAGUUGACUUCCCAGCAGUUAAUCAGCUCGAGCUUCACCAGGUUCUUUGGUAAUUGCGGUAGCAGAUCGUUAUUCAUGGCUGUUGAUGAUUCAAAGCACAGGCUUUUGAGUUCGGGGAGUGCAUUAAUUGCCCGGGAUAUGCUGGCAACGACCUCGCGGUCCUUCUGGAUUGUCUCCAUCUGGCUCGCUUCUGUUUGUCGCCUAGCCUGUAAGAAGAGAGACGGUAGCUGGAAGUUUGUAAAACUGAUUCUUUCAAGACUGAUAAACGACGGUGUUGAAUGAAUACUAGCAAUGGCGUCAAGAUCGGGCACAUGGCCGCCGAUAAAUCUGCCGCUCCAUUCCCACGCCGUCAACCUCGUAGGAAACGUCUUGUACUGCCCUAGCUCCGUGUCUGCUGGGGCAGGAAAAAGAGCUUCGAAGAGCUCGACUGGGUACUUCCAGCGACUUGGUGUAUUCAGUGCUCUGUAGGGCGGCUGGUCAAGAGUCGUGUACACGGUCAACUCGCGCAGGCGGUACGACGGCUGGAUCAGUUGGCCCAUGAUGGCGGCGUUUGCCACGUUGAUUUCGAGCUGCAGCUCCUCAAUCUUGGCCCGGUAGUUGAACAAUGUUUCCGUCUCUGGCCGCUGCAGCAGGGCAGCUAGCUUCUUCGCUUUGGCUGGAUGAGCGAGCGUCGGGCAUCGAUAGAGGGCUGAGAUGGCCGCCUCUGCAAACACCUUGCAAGUGGUGGCGACAUUGAGAAGCCAGCCAGUCGACCCGCCAUCGUUGAAAGCGUACGAGAAGAUGUUUUCCCAGCAUCGUAGAGAUAUCCUAGGAUCACACCAAUCUGGUAUUACGCCAGGGUCGGGGGGUGGUGGUGCCGUCUUUUUCGGUGGCGAUCGUUUACUCUUUGGUGAUGCUGUGUUCGGUCGAGAUCUCGAAGCUUUCGGCGUCGCGGGCCGACCGCUUCUUCGCGACUUUGAGGAAGUGCUAGCAGGCUGGCGAGACGGUCUAACCAUGGUGAUGGAUGUGGUAGUAGAAUUUAAUAAGUGUCGCGGUAGGUUCUCUCCAGCUCUUUAUAGUUGGCCGCUUUCAGGCAAGGGUUACUCUAGCUACGGGUCUGGAGUCGCAGUCUUCGCCAUCCAAUUCGACUUGUUUAUUCGGUAGUCAUUUUAUACUGAUGACAGGACGGCAAGUGAAGGGCUCUUAUGUGAUUCACGUUGUUUUGCGCAACUGUGAAUAUGUGUGCUUGCAAGUUUGGAGUUUUUGCACGGCCGUGUUGAUGGUCGUAAACGAAUGCGGAUAGGCGGGUGGAUCAGGUGCCCACCAAUAGAAAGUCAGGGUUAGGGUUGUGAACAUGGCUCAUUUCAUUAACAGCAUAUACUGAAGCUUAUUGAAAAUUGUAUACAAGACAAACAUGAAGUUUUAAAAGCCUGCCUAAUUGCUCUACAUUAUUUUUUAGCUGCGGUGGAAACAUUCUGUUCUUGUCGCUUUUGCUCCGUUUCGAUCAGCCCUUCCAGAAACAACAUUGGUAAAUAGGUCAUGCUCUUGUCAUUCAAAGCCAUCCUUGAGUAUUGCAAAUAUUUGACAGCAAAAAAAGUCCAUGCACGCUUUUCUACGAUUGAGCUCUGUAGAGGUCGCGGAAUAUAGGGAUUAUUGGCCUCAGCGGCGGAGACUGCUUUGGCAACUCCGUCUUCGUCAAGGGUAAUUCGCUGAACCUGGUCGAAAUCCAAAACCCAUAGGUUGAUUACAGGUCGAAACAAGAUUUCUAUAUCAGUCCUAGAUAAUGUAAGCGGCUCAAGUCUGUGGGUCUCAUUGAAGAUGGUGAAUUCGGAAGCCGAUGCCCCAAGAACAAAUUCAACGCCCCUUGCAUCAGUCUUUGCUUUCCAGUGCAUGACUGCUAGGGCUGCUGCCAUCUCAUUGACGUAGGAGUCAAUGUUUAGCCCCAAGGCAUGCAUUUGAUUCAGAUGGAGCUCAAAAUUCCGGAUAGAGGUGGACUUGAUCUCCUGGCCACCCAUGGAUCCCAAGUAGAGUCGAAUGAGGCAAUCGUCAUUGUCCUUUUCCAUGUAUGCAUCCACUUGGUUCCUUGGAGAGAUGUACAGACUAAUUAGGCCGUGUCGAAC
Messenger RNA from [Torrubiella] hemipterigena, 5102 nucleotides. Lineage: Eukaryota; Fungi; Ascomycota; Sordariomycetes; Hypocreales; Clavicipitaceae. The record is from the annotation of a GenBank genome assembly.